AUGUUGAAAUUCAUUCCCGAAGAACUUUUAGAAUUUCACGUGUGUUCGUUCCUUGAUCUUGGAACAGUCAUGUCUUUAUCAUUUGCCAAUAAAUUAUUGUAUGAAUUAAUCUCAAAAUCGGAAGUGAUUUGGACACAACUCACCAUUCAUCCUCAUGCCGAUGAAUCAUGUCAUGCCGAUGAUGAUCAAGCUUCAGAAUUAUUAAAGUAUUUAGGACUACGGUUACGGAAGGAUUUGAAUGAUGAUGAUCAUCCUCCCAUUCUGGACGAUCAAGAAUUAUUCACCAUUUUCAAAAACAAGAGAAAUCAAUUCUUAUUCCAUUGGUUUAGACUCUUUUCGUUUUGCACUACAGGUUUUCCCAAAUAUAAUCCUUCUUACAAUGAUUUAAUUGUUUCAAAAAUUCGUUUUACAAAUGGAAAUCAUUCUUUGAGGGUCAUGCAUGACAAGUUGAAAGGUGAUUGGGAAACUUGUAUUGCCAAUAAGAAACUUCAUCGAGGAAUUACAUAUUACUGGUGUGUGCAUUUGACCACUUACGAUGAAGAGAAUGCAAAUAAUGCAUGGGUUGUACUCAUAGGAGUUGAUAAUUUAGAAAAUCAACCUCGAGAUGGCUUGAGUUCUUCCAUGCAUUACUGGUUUGGACGAUCUCCUUCCAAGGGUUUUGGUUACUGUGUUGCAAGCGACAGUGGAUACAAUAGCUAUGAAGGAGCACAUUUAAACAAACAAGGUGACGUGAUUGGGGUGGAGUUUUAUCAUGAUCCUCACCUGAAUCAAGUACGAAUGAAAUUCUAUCCCAAAAACGGAUGUGAAGAAAGAAGUUACAAUUUCUCAUAUACCACAUUGGAUGAAGAGUCAAGGAGUGUAGAAGUAUCCUUUAGACCAGCUGUUUCAGUAGUUUCCAAUAUGGCUGUUUCAAUAUUCCCAUGGGAUGGAAAUGUGGAAACUCUCAAAAACUUUUAUCCAAACGAAUGA
Naegleria fowleri is the source of this 969-nucleotide messenger RNA. RefSeq lists its product as uncharacterized. The transcript has a single exon. The record is from RefSeq and is a predicted model, not a curated record. Lineage: Eukaryota; Heterolobosea; Eutetramitea; Acrasida; Naegleriidae. The coding region runs from base 1 to 969 and encodes 322 amino acids.